AUGGCGGCCAUUCGCCGCAGCUCGCCGUCUCCGCCGCCAAAGUCCACGCCCCUGUCUGAUGGACUGAACGCGGUGAUCCCGUCGCUGCGGCCGCAAGCCAUCACCAUCCAAGCGGCGCCAGCCCGCCCCAGCGGAGCGCUGCCACAGCGGCCCGAGGGAGCAGGCCCCGCUGCUGGGGCUGCCCCACCCAGUGAGGCAGGGUCUAUCUCGCCAGGUGCAGACCUGCUGCUGGACAUGCUGCCGGCUGCGCCCAAGCCAGACGCUGCGGCAGCGUCGGCGCCCAGCGCCGACCAGGAUGCCGCGCCUCACCCCAGGCAGCCGCUGCCUGCACCCGCGCGUGCUUCCAAGGAGCCUGCACCUGGUUCGUGCCUGCAGGCGCCACGUGCCGAGUCGCCGCCCCCCAGCCCGCACUACAAGGCGCCCUCUCGCACCAGCCUGAAGCCGCCGCCGCCCGGCAACCUGGCCCAGGCGAUGAAGGGGCUGGCUGGCGUGAGCCCGGUGGACCCCAUUGCCGACCUGCAUGUCAUUAGGGCCGCUGCGCUGACGGAGGUGGUGCCGCUGCUGCUGCGCGCCAUGCGGGCGCCGCGGCUCAGCACUGCGCGUGCCUCCAUCCUCACCUUCAAAGACCUCUUUGGCGACGCAAUGUGCAACCAUGUGGCCGACGACAGCUCCCCCACCAGCAGCAGCCUGCUGGCUCUGAUGCAGAAGGCCACGGGCGGGGACCUGAACAGCAAGCGCAUCGCUGGGGACGCCAACGACUGCCUCAUUGCCAUGGUGGAGAGCGUGUCGCCCGCCGCCUGCCUCUCCAUGCUCACAAACUACUGCGUAGCGCCCAAGACGCAUGCCUGCAUCCGCUCCAAGGCUGGAGCGGUGGUGGUGGCGGCCGCGUACCGGCUGGCGAUGACAGAUGUCAAGGCAUUUGACGAGGACACCAUGGUGCGCUGCCUGAGGCUGUGCGAGCCCCUGCUGGCGGGCGGGGCCGCCUGCCGCCAGGCGGCCAAGAAGCUGGCAGUGGUGGUGUUCAGCGCCUUCGACCAGGGGCAGCACCCGCCUAGCAAGGAGGGCGAGGAUGCCUGGAGCAACUUCCUGCGGAUGCGGCUGGAGCCGGAGCUGGCGGCAGCCAUUGCGGAAGUCGUUGCGCAGCAUGGUGCGGCCUGCAAGGAGCUGGCGGGCUGCGCCGAGCUGGAUGGGUUUGCACUGGGGCAUCCGGUGAAGGAGGUUGUCACCAAGCUGCUGCUGGCGGCAGAGUAG
Messenger RNA from Chlorella variabilis, 1251 nucleotides. RefSeq lists its product as hypothetical. The record is from RefSeq and is a predicted model, not a curated record. The coding region runs from base 1 to 1251 and encodes 416 amino acids. The transcript is spliced from 10 exons. NCBI's taxonomy places the organism in Eukaryota, Viridiplantae, Chlorophyta, Trebouxiophyceae, Chlorellales, Chlorellaceae.